AUGUGUGGUUGGUGGCAGUGCAUAAUGGUUUUCAUCAAUUUUCUUUUGAUCGGAGCAACCAUAUUGAUGGUGGAGCCGGUGGCGGCAUUGGACGGUGUUCCACUCGGAACAAAUUCUCGAUGGAUUGUGAAUAAAAAUGGACAGAGAGUGAAGCUUGCAUGUGUGAAUUGGGUGUCUCAUUUAGACGCUGUUGUGGCUGAAGGGCUCAGUAAAAAGCCAGUAGAUGAAAUUUCAAAAGGAAUAAAAACCAUGGGCUUUAACUGUGUUAGGCUAACUUGGCCAACUCUUCUUGCCACUGAUGACACCAUUUCUAAUCUACACGUUAGAAAAUCAUUGGAGAACCAUGGCCUCAAAGACUCUAUUAAUGGUUUUCAGUCCAAUAAUCCUUCCAUUGUUGAUCUUUCACUCAUUCAAGCUUUUCAGGCAGUUGUAAAAAGCCUCGAGAACAAUGAUGUGAUGGUGAUUUUGGACAACCACCUAACAAUGCCAGGAUGGUGUUGUGGUAAUACCGAUGGCAAUGGAUUUUUUGGCGACCAAUAUUUCGACCCGAAUCUAUGGAUCCAGGGCCUAACCAAAAUGGCCACUCUUUUCAAUGGAGUUCCUAAUGUGGUAGGUAUGAGCUUGAGGAAUGAACUCAGAGGCCCAAAACAGAAUGAAAACGAUUGGUACAGGUAUAUGGUGCAAGGAGCAGAAGCAGUUCAUGCCGCAAAUCCAAACGUUCUUGUAAUUUUAUCUGGAUUAAACUUUGCUAAAGACUUAUCAUUCAUUUCCAGAAGACCAGUGAAGGUGUCAUUCAAAGAGAAACUAGUAUUUGAGGCACAUAGGUAUGCGUUCACUGAUGGUCAAGUUUGGGAAAAUGAAAACCCAAAUCAAGUAUGUGGACGAGUAACUCAAAAUAUGAAGGACACAUCUGGGUACUUGGUGGAUCAAGGAUAUCCAUUGUUUAUGAGUGAGUUUGGGGUUGAUUUGAGAGGUACCAAUGUCAAUGACAACCGUUAUCUUAGUUGCUUUAUAGCAUAUGCAGCUGAACUUGAUUUGGAUUGGGCCUUAUGGACAUUGCAAGGUAGUUACUACAUUAGGCAAGGGGAUGUUGAACAUGAAGAGGUUUAUGGUAUUCUUGAUUUGAAGUGGACACAAGUUCGAAAUAUUGACUUCUUGCAUAUGAUUAAUUCCGUUCAACUUCCAUAUAAAGGUCCGGGCAUAAUACAAGGAGAUCCAUACAAACUUAUAUUCCACCCGUUAACGGGUCUUUGCGUGAUAUGGAAGUUUUCAGAAAAACAGUUGAAGUUGGGUCCAUGUUUUUCUUCUGAUGGUUGGGACUACACACCACAAAACAUACUAUUAAGAAAAGAAACAAAUGAAUGCAUAAAAGUCGUGAAUGAAGGGAAACCUGCAACACUUAGCACAAGUUGUUCGGGUGAUGACUCAAAAUGGGACAUGAUCUCAGAUUCUAAACUGCACCUUUCAUCAAAAACAUCAAAUGUUUGUCUAGAUGUGGAUGGAAACAACAACAUCGUGACCAAUGCUUGUAAAUGCUUGAGCCAAGAUAAAUCAUGUGACCCUGCAAGCCAAUGGUUUAAGAUUAUCGAUAGCGGUAAGAGGUCAAUUCAGUCAAGUUCAACAUUUUCCAAGACUUUUAUGAAACCAUUGAUCUCAACCUAA
This is a messenger RNA of Lathyrus sativus (Indian pea), 1662 nucleotides long. The record is from the annotation of a GenBank genome assembly. Lineage: Eukaryota; Viridiplantae; Streptophyta; Magnoliopsida; Fabales; Fabaceae.